Fibroporia radiculosa is the source of this 657-nucleotide messenger RNA. RefSeq lists its product as uncharacterized. Bases 1 to 657 code for a protein of 218 amino acids. Gene Ontology annotation, cellular component: mitochondrion. Lineage: Eukaryota; Fungi; Basidiomycota; Agaricomycetes; Polyporales; Fibroporiaceae. Gene Ontology annotation, molecular function: riboflavin kinase activity. The transcript has 2 exons. The record is from RefSeq and is a predicted model, not a curated record. Gene Ontology annotation, biological process: riboflavin biosynthetic process; FMN biosynthetic process.
AUGACCGGCUGGGGAGCUCGACUACUUUACCUCGGAGGUGACAUUGAUGUCAAUUUGGACUCAACAGCACGAAAUGGCCCACCGCCCGUCCACUCACCAUCGGCUCCUCUACGGGGCUCGAAGCGCAAAGUAAUCAGAGGCUGCGGGCGUGGCUCCAAAGAACUAGGUAUCCCCACUACCAACCUCCCCGUCGACAACAGCCUGACACCACGGAUCGCUGAUAUCGAGUCCGGAGUGUACUUUGGCUGGGCCUCCCUACGCCUACCGCCUUCACAUCCAAACGAACCGACGACAUCGUCAGACAUCACCACCACGACAACCACGGCCCUGGAGGCGCACUCCGAGUCCGGGUUCAGCGUAUAUCCCAUGGUGAUGUCGAUCGGGUACAACAAGGUUUUCAAGAACACGACGCGGUCGGCUGAGGUGCAUAUGCUCCACGAGUUCGCGAUUGACUUCUAUGGCGUCGAGACGCGUCUGUUGAUCGCGGGGUUCAUCAGGGAGGAGAAAGACGACGACGGUCUGCAAGGGCUGGCGCUGAUCGAGGACCGCCUGGACUGCGAUGUAGCGCGCAAGAGCUUGGAUUGCGAGGCUUGGACAUUGCAGAAGACGGGCAGGGGCACGUUGGUUGCAGACCAGUACGAAGGAAUAAGCAAGUAA